AUUAAAUAUAAAAAAGUAUCUUUAGUCAAUUGUACUCCAUUAACCUCCGUGCAGAUUGACCUCAAAACAGCGGCAUAUAUCAAGUCGUUGAAAAGAGCUGCAACAUCUUUAAGCCCUUUGUUUCAGUCCACUGUUUUACAAGGGUUUAUAAGAGCAUAGCAGAAGGGUAGGAAGGUAGGUAGGCGCGUUUAGAUCGCAAAAUUGUAACGAAAUCUUCACAGAGGUAGCUGCAGAUCACAUCUGUGAAUCGAAAAGUAGACCGGCAGCUAUAGAUCGGCUGUUUUUAGGCCCAAAACUGUAAAGAUUUCAGCCCCAAAAGCUCAAAAAUAGCAAAUCAGACCCGCUUUUCUUUUUUCGCUUCUUCUUAUUUGUGAUUAUAGUCUGGAAUUUUGAGCCGCGAGUCGUAAGCCGCAAUUUUGAGCCCUUUCUGUAAUGGCAAACAUUGAUAUAGAGGGAAUUUUGAAGGAGCUUCCCAAUGGAAGGAUCCCUAAGACGAAGAUCGUGUGUACUUUGGGCCCUGCGUCCCGGAGCGUUUCGAUGGUUGAGAAACUAUUGAAGGCGGGUAUGAAUGUGGCUAGAUUUAAUUUUUCUCAUGGGACUCAUGAGUAUCAUCAGGAGACGCUCGAUCAUCUCAGGGAGGCCAUGCAGAAUACUCAGAUUAUGUGCGCCGUUAUGCUUGACACAAAGGGACCUGAGAUUCGAACUGGUUUCUUGAAGGAUGCGAAACCAAUCAAACUUAAGGAGGGACAGGAAAUCACAAUAACAACAGAUUAUACCAUUAAGGGUGAUACUAGCACGAUUUCCAUGAGCUACCAAAAACUUGCAGUAGAUUUGAGGCCUGGUAAUACAAUUUUAUGUGCUGAUGGCACAAUCACUCUUACAGUGUUGACAACCGAUAAGACAUCUGGCACUGUAAAAUGCCGCUGUGAGAAUACUGCUGUCCUUGGUGAACGAAAGAAUGUUAAUCUGCCUGGAGUAGUCGUGGAUCUUCCAACGCUUACAGAAAAAGACAUCGAGGACAUCCUGCAGUGGGGUAUACCUAAUAAAAUUGACAUGAUUGCUCUUUCCUUUGUUCGCAAGGGUUCAGAUCUUGUAAAUGUGAGGAAGGUAUUGGGAAAACAUGCAAAGAAUAUCAUGCUGAUGUCAAAGGUUGAGAAUCAGGAAGGUGUUGUCAAUUUUGAUGAGAUUUUGAAGGAGUCAGAUGCAUUCAUGGUUGCCCGUGGAGAUCUUGGUAUGGAGAUCCCAGUGGAAAAAAUAUUUUUGGCACAGAAGAUGAUGAUUUACAAAUGCAACCUCCUUGGAAAGCCUGUAGUUACUGCCACACAAAUGUUGGAAUCUAUGAUUAAGUCUCCUCGUCCAACUCGUGCUGAAGCUACAGAUGUGGCCAAUGCUGUUCUUGAUGGUACCGACUGUGUCAUGCUUAGUGGUGAGAGUGCAGCAGGGGCAUAUCCUGAGUUGGCAGUGAAGAUCAUGUCUCGCAUAUGUAUAGAAGCUGAAUCCUCAUUGGACUAUAGUUCUAUAUUCAAAGAACUAAUAAGAUCCACUCCUCUGCCUAUGAGCCCUUUGGAAAGCCUUGCAUCAUCUGCUGUGCGGACAGCAAACAAAGCUAGGGCAACUCUUAUUGUGGUUCUAACCCGUGGUGGUACCACUGCUAAAUUGGUAGCAAAGUACAGGCCACCUGUACCUAUUCUUUCUGUUGUGGUUCCCAUCUUGACAACAGAUUCAUUUGAUUGGACAUGCAGUGAUGAGACUCCUGCCAGACACAGUCUCAUUUACAGAGGAUUGGUCCCCCUUCUGGCAGAAGGCUCAGCAAAGGCCACUGAUUCUGAAUCUACUGAAGUAAUUCUGGAUGCUGCUCUUAAGACUGCAACUGAAAAAGGCUUAUGUAAGAAGGGUGAUGCAAUUGUGGCCUUACAUCGUAUAGGGUCUGCCUCUGUUAUCAAGAUCUGCGAAGUUAAGUGAGUCAAAUUCUAUGGCAACGGUUUGUGCUUCGGUUCUUCCCAACUUCUGCUUAGGUGGACCGAUGCCAAUCAGAACUCUUUAUUUGAAGUUAAGAUGCUAAGUUGGUAGCAUCCUACAAUUUUUCUUGCUUUUUUUGAGUUUCAGAAAUGUACUGAUCACUACUACGUUCAUUUUGUUAUUGCCUUUUUAUACCAACAUUUUGAAGCUUAUGCUAAUGUUAUCAAGCAAUAAAUGUGGCAAAAUUUUUUGGAAUCAUAGAACUUCAAUUA
Cryptomeria japonica (Japanese cedar) is the source of this 2231-nucleotide messenger RNA. Its product is annotated as pyruvate kinase, cytosolic isozyme. Gene Ontology annotation, cellular component: cytoplasm. Gene Ontology annotation, molecular function: magnesium ion binding; potassium ion binding; pyruvate kinase activity. Bases 433 to 1962 code for a protein of 509 amino acids. The record is from RefSeq and is a predicted model, not a curated record. Gene Ontology annotation, biological process: glycolytic process. NCBI's taxonomy places the organism in Eukaryota, Viridiplantae, Streptophyta, Pinopsida, Cupressales, Cupressaceae. The transcript is spliced from 3 exons.